AUGUCUCAAGUCAAAACAAUAAUGAAGGGGUAUAUAAUCUUUCACUUAGACAAUGGUAAAUAUGUACAAGAUAUAACAUCUGAUAGUUCAAUCAAUAUAACUGAGUAUGAACAAGAAAUAUCAGAGAAAAACAAACAAAAAUUUGGUUUUUGGUUAGAAGAUAAAGAAGGAGUGAUUUUCAAAUUUACUAAAACUACAGAAAAUAAUGAAAAAGAGUAUUGUUGGUGUUAUAAAAGGAAAGGGACUACACGGAGUUCUCUAGUUAUAUUUAAUAAUGACAGUGAAACAAUUUAUGAACAUCUGAAAAAUUUACCAAGAAAGAAAAAUGAUAUUGAACCAUGGCUAAAAAGAGAAUUUGGUGAAGUAAUCAUAAAAGAACAAAAAGAAAUUAAACAAGAAGACAAUCACACACAAAAAGACACUGAUGACAACAGUGAAACUCAAAAAGACAGUCAAAUAAAUAUCCAAGAACAAAAGAAAUUAGAAGAGAAUGAUGAGAAUAUAAACACAAUAAAAAAUGAUAAAAAAGCAUCACUUACAGACAAAAUCAAUACAGAUGAUAAACCAACUAAAAUUGAAGAAAUAAUAGAGAAAGACAAAUCUGACAUAACAACUGAACAACAAAUAAACGAAGAAAGUAAAGGAGGAGAAAUUAAACAAAAUAAUCAAGAAAAUAAACUAAAAGAAAAUGAUAAUAAACAAAACAGUAUAGAAGAAUAUAAAAUAGAAAUUGAGAAGUCACAAGAAAGGAACUUACAUAUUAAAGAAGAAGAUGAAACUAUUAAAAGUGAAAAGGAAGAAAAUCAACAAAUUAAAACAAGCACUCCACCACAAACAGAAAAAGAAAUUAAGCCUCAACAAAGUUGUCAAGAAGAAAUAUUAGAAAAAAGAAUAGCAAAUGAAAAUGAAAAGACAAAUAUCAAUAGAGAAGUUGAAAAAACACAAAAUGAAGACGAAAGUAAAGAACAUGAAAGUAAUAAUAUAGAAAAUGAUAAAAAAAUUUACCUUGAAACACAACCUAUUGAAGAAACAACAAUUAAGGCAAUUUCUAAAAACGAAGAUAAGUCAGGUGAUAUACAAAGAAUUGGUCAAGAAGGAAACAAUAAAUCCAGUGAAGAAGAAUUAAACAAUGAAGAAGAUAUUAAAGAAGAAAAUGAACGUAAUAAAAAAGAAAAUAAUGAUGAAGAUAGUCAAAAGAAAAAAGAAGAAUUUAAAAAAUCUGAUGAAUUGACAGAUACAUUGGAAAGCAUAAACAAAAACAAAGAAAGUUUUGAGACAUUUAAUAACGAAGAAAAUACAAUUGACAACCCAGAAAUUCAAUCAGAAAAUAAACAACAAAUUGAAGAAGGAAGUCAAAAAGUUAACCAAAAACAAGAGAUUAUUAAGAAAGAACAUAAAAUUCAAGAAAUCAAAGAUGAUAAAGAAAAGGUUGAGAACAGUGAAAGUAACACCCUUCAAGAAGAAGUGUUAAGUAAUAGUCCUGAAGAACUUAAAAACAAUGGGGAUAUUGAAAAUGAUAACAGUCAAAAGGUAGUAGAAAAGAACAUUACUGAUAUAAAAAUGGAAAAUAUUAAAGAGAAUGAAAUAAAAGUCUCAGAAAAUGUCUUAGAAGAAACCGAGUUAAAUAUCACAAAAAAACCAAUACAUGAAACAAUACACGAUGAGAAUUCAAACGAAGAGGAAGAAGACAAAAUCCAACAAUUAAAAAAAACAAUACUAGAACAAACCAGUGAAGGAAAAGUCGAAACAAUACAAGAAGAAAAGAAUGAGAUUAUUAACGAAAAACCUCAAAGACAACAACAGAAAGAAGAAGAUACAUUAUCAGAAGUAAAAGUAGAACUACUACAAGAAGAAAGUACAACACAAGAAAUAAAAACAAAAAAAGAAGAAAAUAAACAAAGAAUUAUUAAUGAAGACGAACAAAAUGAGGUUGAUACAGCAAAAAUAAAAAAUGAAGAUAACAGUUAUAUAAAAAUAGAAAAAAAAACUAUGGAAGAUGAACAUAUUGAAGAUAAUGAAAAUAAAACUGAAACAUCACAAGAUAUUGAAGACAUAACAAACAUCAAGGAAUUGAAUAAGAGACAACAUGAAAAUAAUACAGAAGGAAAUAAUAAUGGUAAUGACGUUGAAACAAAAAAUGAAGAUAAACCAAUACCUGAAGAAAGUGAAAUAGAAAAAAUUAUUACACAAAAACAGAUAGAAGAAACACAAAUUGAAAAGGAAAGUAACAAUGUAGAAAGUAAACAACUGGAUGUAGAAAAUAAUAAUACCAUACAACUGAAAGAAGAAGAAAAAAAUAAAACUGAACUAAAAGAUAACAACAAAGAGAAAGAAGAAGACAAGUUCAUAAAAGAUAAUAUUGAAAAAACUCAAAGUGAUAGUAAAAGAAAAAUAGAAAAUCAUACAGAAGCAGAUGAACUUACCAAAGAAACACCAAACCUACUUGAUAAAGAAGAG
This is a messenger RNA of Entamoeba nuttalli P19, 2457 nucleotides long. RefSeq lists its product as hypothetical. The record is from RefSeq and is a predicted model, not a curated record. The annotation marks the transcript as partial. The transcript has a single exon. Lineage: Eukaryota; Evosea; Mastigamoebida; Endamoebidae.